AUGGAGAAGAGAGAGAUUGGUAAGCACUUGGUUGUGAACAAGAAUUCCAUCGCAGAACCAUUAGUGUUUGAUACACAAUGGGAAAACGAUGGCGCAACAAACAGCGAAGACAGAAACUUCGAGGCAUUCGGAGACUUGGCUGAUAAUCACGAUCAAAAAUUGUAUCAGUUCCAUAAACUGACGGCCUGGGAAGAACGUUGUCUUGAGUUCUUCAGCGAAGUUGCAUUACCUUUGCGCCCGAAACGACGACUAAGUUUUCCUGUCAUAAGCAACGACAUGAAUGGGGAAAAGAGUUACGUAAUCGAAAGUUUGGGCUCAUUUUCGUCCACCGCAGGGUGCGUGAACUAUGAAACGGAAUAUAGUGCAACAAUGAAUGGUACAAUUGAGGAGAGGAACAAUUUACUUUCACAGACAAAGUUUAAAAAUCAGCAGAGUGAGGAGAAGAAGUCAAAGCCAACAAGGACAUCAGCUUUACCGCCUCUGGUAGAAGGUAAAUACAGUAACUGUCCUUCGACAGAGAUUGGACAGUAUUCUGUCGGAGAAUUUUCAGGGAGGAAGAAGGAGUUUGAUGUCCCAGCCCUAGUCUUAUCUCAGGCGGAAGAUGAGUUCAAAGAUAAAGCGAGUUUAAAACUUCCUAAGAUAGAAUCAGCUGCUCGUCUGGAAUCUGGUCAUCUUCAUAUACCGGCAUUAUCUGCACCAGAACCGCCGAACAGACUGGCUGUCCCCGGCUUCAUUGAACCUUUCAAGUCAUUCAGACCUCCUGUACUACCGCUGUUAGAAGAUAAGAACUCAAGAAUGGGUUCCUUUCGGUUACCGCUUUUAGGAACACGAGAUGCUGUGUCAAGAAUAUGUGAUAAGAAUGAAAAAGAACCCAACACAAAGAAUCUCCCGUCUUAA
Pocillopora verrucosa is the source of this 897-nucleotide messenger RNA. RefSeq lists its product as uncharacterized. Lineage: Eukaryota; Metazoa; Cnidaria; Anthozoa; Scleractinia; Pocilloporidae. The record is from RefSeq and is a predicted model, not a curated record.